Messenger RNA from Perkinsus marinus ATCC 50983, 802 nucleotides. Its product is annotated as isopenicillin N synthetase, putative. Gene Ontology annotation, molecular function: dioxygenase activity. The annotation marks the transcript as partial. The transcript is spliced from 6 exons. Lineage: Eukaryota; Perkinsozoa; Perkinsida; Perkinsidae. The record is from RefSeq and is a predicted model, not a curated record.
GUUUUUCAAUCUCCCUAGUACAGUGAAGAGGGAAGUAUUGGCUACCGCAGAAGACUUUGAAGGUUAUGAUGCUGGUGGAGAACUACUCUAUAGGAGCGAGGAGACGGAUGAGUAUUUACAGCAGACUAGAGGGCAGGCCGACGCCAAGGAAUCCUACCAGAUAUGGCCAUCCACCUCCAGUUACCCAGGGUCCACUCGAUCAGGUCCAAGCAAAUGGCCGAGACUGCCACCUGGAUUUCGUGAUAAAUAUAUGGCCUACUACAGGGAGAUGGAGCGAUUAACGAGUCUUAUUUAUAAAGUCCUCGCCAUAGCACUCGGGAAGGACCCUUGUUUCUUCAACGAUAUGAAUCAUAACCAUUUGGCAGUCCUACGCCUGCUAUGCUACAAGGAGGAGCCGACUGUACCCCAAGGAGGUGUGCGAUGCUCGGUCCAUAGUGAUUGGGGUCCGUUAACCCUCCUUCGUCAAGCUAAUAGCGAUGCUUGUGGGAUGUAUCUACAGAUAGUUGGACCAUCGAAUGACUGGAUAGAUGUGAAGACUAGUGGUGAUGAAAUACUAGUGAAUACCGGUGAUAUGAUGGAUUAUUGGACCAAUCAUAGGUGGAGAGCCAUCAAGCAUCGUGUCAUCCAGCCAGAAGGUCCCCUUGUAGAGCCACGUUAUAGUUUCGCCUACUUUCAUUCCUUCAACGCCGACUCAAUGGCUGACCCACAUGACUUCGAUGCUGAUGCAUUAAGUCGCCCCGUUAACCAAUGGGAAUAUGUUGUACAGAAAAAGACUAAUUCGAUAGUUGGUGAUGCUUAUUGA